Messenger RNA from Colletotrichum graminicola M1.001, 5391 nucleotides. RefSeq lists its product as uncharacterized. Lineage: Eukaryota; Fungi; Ascomycota; Sordariomycetes; Glomerellales; Glomerellaceae. Bases 1 to 5391 code for a protein of 1796 amino acids. The record is from RefSeq and is a predicted model, not a curated record. The transcript has 5 exons.
AUGGCGGAACUUCAGAUGGAGGCCCUCGAGCCCCAGAAAAGAUACAACGCUCUCAUCAGACCAACCGACGACGAUUGGAUCAGUGUUCACGACAGAUUCAGGGACCUGCUUUCCCAGCCCACUCUUCGGACAGAGCAGGUACUGGAGUCGUACUUCACAGAGUAUGAGCGGAAACUGUUCAUGCCUGCCACGGAACCUCUGAGCUUGAGGAAUUGUCAGGAGGACAACACCAGACGGUAUCGGAGCUUGACCACUGGUAGAUUCAAAGGUUGGCAUCUCUCGUUGGCGACCAAGUUUACGAUGCUAUACUUUGGUCUGCCGGUUGAGCCAAUCUUGUCCGAGCUGUUUGAGACCGCGAAGCCAGACUUUGACGUGGAUGACGGGGAUGAACUAUGCGACGUUGAGGUUCGCCCUCCAUUGAAUUUUCUCACAGCCCAUGACCAGAGAAACUACGGACGCGAUUACAUGAGAGGAAUGGAACUCCAAUUCUGCACCAUCCCUGUCCCAGCUUCUCAGAUGCCGAAAGGCACUGCUGCCCAAGAACUCAACCUCCGAGGUGGAGGUCUCGAUGACGACAACGACUUGCGGAUGUUGGAUGGGCGUAUGUAUGAAAACGCCGGGCAAGGACGCCAGCCAGAAGUUGUUGGGGAGACCGAUGAUGACGUGUCAGAUGCCUCUGCGUCUGCCACGAGCGGGCGCGCGACGAAGGUCCGAUUCGAAGAAAAACCAGUUGAGACCCCCCGGGCGCACGACUGCUCUCCUCUUUAUGGUUACCAAGGCCGAAUCAUGUUUAAGCCUGGCGACUUGUCCACGUUCGAAGCAGCGUCCAGGAAGCUCUUGUCUCUUCGAAGACGCGAGGGCUGUGAUCUAGUACUCGUCGAGUUUGAUCAAGUCUCCAGACAGGCCAGGACAAGCUUCCACGACAACAUUCCGCUCAACCCCAACGGCCAGGUGGCGAACAUCUUGAGACAGAAAGCCAAUUCCGGCAUCGAAACCGUCUGGUUUGUGCUUCGUCGGGGAGAACGGGAACCCAAUGAGUGGGAACCACGAAAGGCUCUCUUCUCUUCUUCGCUGGUCAAGUUGAGCCACUUGGAUGAGGGACACGAGAACGUCUCAUAUUUCAACCUUCCGUCCCAUAAACCAUUGUUUGGCGGCUUCAAGCCCUCAGAAAGCAUUCGUUCUUUCCUUCAGCCCUGGGGCGCCAACCAGUACAUGCCUUUUCUCACCACGGCGCAGCAGGUCCUGACAGGAACACCAGAUAGGCCUGGUGCGAGUCAUUGCGACAUCGAAAUUACUGCCGAGGAUGGCCAGACCGGCGCAGAUUCAACUUACUGGUAUGGUGGCCUCGAGAUGCACGCUAGCCUUUUGCAUAUGAUGCAUCCUUCCGUUGCCAAGGGAAGCUCGUUUGUUGUUCGAAGUUGUCCCUUGCCCGAGGACUGCAUCGUGUUCUACUUGCCGGGAGGCAUCAUCAAAUCAGCCAAAAAGUCGGAGAACCGGCAGUGCCAUCGCCAGGCAGGCUCCAAAGACCCUUACCCCGAUGCACUACAGAAAAUCAAGGCGAUGACUGAGGGUUUGGACAUGCCCCAAGAUAUCUCGUAUCGAAUUUGGCGCGGAACCGACUACUUCAACCCCUUGAUCAAGAAUCCUGUGGAACAGUACAAGCCGGUUUCCUGGAGCCCUCGUGGGGGUAACUUUCAGAAGCAGAACCAAGAUCAAGCGACGCUUUCAAAACUCAUCGUCAAUGCUGUUGACAAUGUGAGGGAGCCUUGUCGGUUCUUCGUCAUCCAGCCCUUUUAUGGACGCAACGAUUCGCGCACGAUGGAGACCCCGAGUAACAGCAAUGGCUCAGCUGCGUUCCAAGGAGGCUCGGAUACAAUGGAGACGUUCAAAGCAAAAGUUCAGAGCCUGUACAGGGAUGACCCAAAAGUGCAAUAUGAUCCCGAACGGGACAGCGUUCUCAUAGCGCCCAUCUACAAGAAAGAUGGCCUCCCCAGGCAAUGGAACCCGGUUCGUUUCGUCCUGAGGCCCGAUGCCGCCAAUUACGAGCUAAUUAUGGUUGGGCGGCUCUCUGUCGCGCAAAUCAUGCGUGUUACUGUCUUGAACAACGGCGAUCUCGACUUCGUCAAAGGCGUAGCCAAAGAAAUGGAUGAGGGAAACCAAUGGGGCCCUCGGUACGGCCAAGUAACGCCUUUGCGUCUAGAGUUGUCCCUGCCCCCGGUUGCCCAACCUGUCCAGAACCAACACUUGGCCGCUCAGAGGCAGAGAGGAGAAGUCAGCCGAGAGACAUCAAGGGUACCCAAGCAGAAUCUGCGAGAAACGAGCUGGGAAACGCAGCCGAGCAUUUACGACAACGGCAUCUACCACCCAUCCUUCCCCAUAAACGCACCUCCUGUCGAGUCUGUGAUGCGAGUGGGAGGAGGACGACUGCCUAUGAUAACCAGGAACGUACUCACCGUUACAGAACAGCGCGAGAUGCAGGGGGCGUUGUGGAAAACCCGCGGCAUGGUACUGGACCGGAUUUCCAAGUGCCCAUACGAGGGCUGCGAGUUCAGCCACCGCGUGGACGAGGACGAGAAGCUCGUGAAACAUCUGGAAGAGAAUCACACCGGACAAAAGUGCCCCUGGUGCGAUGAUCGACUUUUCUCGUUCUGGUCUCGGAAACAAAAGGAGGCGCACUAUAAGACUGCCCACGGGGACCAAUUACGCAAGAUGUUGGGCCAGGCCGAGAAAUCCGUUCCACGUCCUCAACCGUCCCGGACUUCCACGGCUGGAGGACUGCACAAUGUCAGUGUACCGUUGACAUCAUCGAUAUCCCCAUUCAAGAUCAUGGAGCGAGCUCGGCCACCAUCCGGGCCUCUGCCUCGACCGUCACCGCCGCCCAAGGCCAGCGAGAAGGAGGCAGACUACCGUUACUGCGAUCGCUGUGGCCGCGACCAUGCACAGCUCACGGGACAAGCCGAGCGGAAGCAUCAUGAUCGUGUUUGCGUGCCACUCGCCGAGGGAGGUGGCCUUUGUACAUUCUGCGAAGCAUGCGGAGAUGCUGAAUGGGAGACGGAGCAAGACGCAAAGGAGUUUGCGCCGUUUGACGUAUAUCCACACAAGUGCCGCGGCACGGUUCAUCUGAACAAGCCGCACUGCAAAAGGUGCGGGCUGUCAAUGAAGGACAUGACAGACAUGGAGAUCGACAAACAUCGUACGUACUGUGCGGGCUACUGCGGCACCAUGGGCUGUUUCUGCCCGUACUGCCAACGCCACUUUGUCAAGAAUGGCACCCAGGAUCCAAUCAAAGACGUCAAGAAGCACAUUUUGGAGUGCAAGAAGAGGGAACACGGCACAGCGACCCCCUACGAAAUCUACCCAGAGACGUACUGGAAGGACCAGGACGCGCCUACAGAUCCUCUGUACGUGGGACAGGACGCGUCUUCGAUGCUUGUGAGAAAACAGCGUCGCCCCAACGGACCUACUCGCUACCUGAGCUUCCCUCUAUUAUGGUACGAGAGAUCCGGCCCGGUGCCAACGCAAGAUCCCCCGUCCGAAUGCAAAAUAGCUGGGUGUCGCGAACCUCUUUUUGGCCUGACGCCGUCAGAGGUUCUAGGGCACUUCGAGACGAACCACGGUGGUCAACCGCAGAAGCAGUGCCCGCUUUGCCACCUCUCGUUCAUGAAGGCCAAGGAUGAAAGCGAAGAAGAGAGGAAUCCCGGAGAGGUGGAGGAUAGACAGGCCCAGGUCGCCCACAUGGAAUGCCACGUCUACCAGCUUUGGGAUCGUUUGGCUUCCGGAGGGCCUCCGCCACCGAUUAUAGCCCGCGAACCUUUCUAUGCGGGCCACUCGCUUUGGGACCCCAGCAACGAGAGAGCCUUGGACCGACGAGACAAACGAUGCCCGCACUUCGACAAGUGCGGCGCCAUGGUGGGCUUCAUGAACCAGAGACAGUGGAAUCACCACAUGGAAACAGCGCACUCCGCCGAGGACUUUGAAUUGCGGGCGCCGCCGCGCGACAGGACAACCGAAAUGCAGAUCACAUUUGAAGAACGGAGACGACAAAGAGAACGCCAAGGAAAGCCGCCCAUGGCGGGCCAAGUGCGUCCUGUAACGAAGCCGAAAGAGCUGGGGCAUCGGGCGGCGACGGGAGCUUCUGAACGAACGCCCAUGCCGGCGGCUCCUGCCACCCAGCCUCAGAAUCAACCAGGAGCUGGAGGCGGCCAAUCAAGAGGAGAUGCCCCAGGUAGCAGUCGUGCCAUGCCCCUUGGUCCCGAGGCAGCUCGCCCCGAAGAAGCUGUUCCAAGAGCAGGCCACCCGGAGGGAGGGAGCUCAAACAAGCAAACCGAGACACAAGCGGGUGGUCCUCCCAGGAAAAUCGAGGGCCCAGCUGCAAAACCAAAAGACCACACGGAGAAGCCCAGAAAGCCCGCGGGGAAGCAAGCAAGUAAAGCACGCAGCAAGCCAGCGUUAGGCCAGAAGCCAUCUUCGGGCUCGAAGCCAAAGACUGCAGCUCCGUUACCGAGCUACGACGCGGGCGAUGACUUGUACUGCUCGCGUUGCUUCCGCAAGGCACCCAAGAGAGGGUCGAAAGCACAGAUCCCGGACGGCGAUCCAACCAGACAAGAGCAGAUAGAUGCUCAUUCAGAUCCGGCGAGAAGCUGUCGAAUCCGACCACAACUGGGCCGUGUCAAGUACAAUCAUAAUGGGGAGCCCCUCUUGCCAAGCAGAGUUGGAUGGAUUCCGAAGGGUAAUUUGAAGUUCAAGGACAUCAGAGAUGCCUUUGUCAGAGACAAUCCCCAGCUCGAGACAACCAUGUGCCCAACCGAUGCACAAUGGAAGCGGACAUAUUCGAAAUGGGCACACGAUCCGAACAAUGAGAACAAUCAAGACGUUUGGGGGAUGCCUUAUCGACCCCGGGAGGACCAGUAUGCGGGAGACAGCGAAGAGGAUGACGGAGAUGAAGCCUACGUACAGGGGUCGGAAGAUGAAGGAGAAGAGGACGAAGAUGAAGACAUGGACGAGGAUGUAGAAGAGUCAGAAGGGGAAGAAGGGGCGGGGCAAGAGGGAGAGCAGGAAGACCAAGGAGGCGUGGAUGAUAGUGACGAUGGGGCAGAGGGCAAUGCGGAUAGCCGUCGUAGGAGGAAGCGUAAGCUGUUCCGGGGGGUUCAUACCCGCGAUCCAACAUAUCGUGAUCGCGGGGAUGGGGACAAUCUGAGUGAGGGGGAUCCAAGCGAGUUGGUGCCAGAGAGCGGAGAUGAGAGAGACGGCAGCACUGGAUCUGGCGGCGGGAAGCGGAAGCGUCAUGCCAUGCAAUCAAUGGGUCAGGCGCAGGCCGACGAGAAGACCCAGACGCAAGAAAGGGAGCGGAAGAAGGCCAGGGUGUCUGAGGGAGGCCAGGACAAGGCGUAA